AUGCCUCAGGAAGAAUCCAAACCCAUAGACGCUCCUGUCAACCAGGAAGCUCUGAACGAUGCUGUCGACCACCUCAAGCUGUCCGAGGAACAGUCCAAAGGAGGAGUGAAAGAGGUCGCCGAGUCAAGCGGAGAAGACAACAACGACGACUCGACACAAGCACCCGCCAAAAAGUCAAAGAAGAAGAAGAUCAAGGAUGCCGUCUCGAACCUCGCAUCAUCCUCCAAGUCGCCUGCCGCUCCUACAUCCGCCGAAGACCCUUUACCCGCCUCGACCGUCGAUAAACUGUCCGACUCGCAAAUCAAUGCUCUGGUACAAAGCAAUCCUGCCCUGGCCCAGGCCAUGCUCAAGGGUGGCACAUCCCUCGACGCCCGUAGCAUGCGCGAACUUCUCAAGUCCGUUAGCGCUGCAGAUCUGAUGACUGGCAUGAGCUCGGGAAAGAACGCAAAGGACAUGGCCAACUACAAGUUCUGGUCCACCCAGCCCGUCCCUCGCUUUGACGAGAAGGCUGCUUCCGCCGAGAAGUCGGUCGUCGAAGGGCCCAUCAAGGAAGUCGAUCCUGCCAAGGUCUCUACAAACCCAUCUCCUCUGGUCGCCGGUUUUGAGUGGUCUGAAAUCGACCUGUUGGAUGAGGCCGAGCUGAAGGAGGUUCAAGAGCUGCUCUGCAACCACUAUGUCGAAGAUGACGAGGCCAUGUUCCGCUUCAACUACCUCAACGAGACUCUCAACUGGGCUCUCAAGGCUCCUGGCUGGCGCAAGUCAUGGCAUGUUGGUGUGCGUGCUACCAAAUCACGCAAGCUGGUUGCUUUCAUCUCUGGUGUUCCCGUACGACUCAACCUCCGCAGCAAGCGUCUUGCUCCUGUUCUUAUCAUGGAAAUCACUCGUCGCUGCAACCUUGAGGGUAUCUACCAGGCCAUCUACACCGCUGGUGUUGUCUUGCCUAAGCCCGUGGCUAGCUGCCGUUACUUCCACCGUGCUCUUGACUGGGAAAAGCUCUACAAUGUUGGCUUCAGCCCGCUUCCUCAUGGCAGCACCAAGAUCCGCCAGAUCUCAAAGUACCGUCUGCCAGAGCGCACUGUGACUCCUGGCCUCCGCCUGAUGCGCGCAGAAGACGCCGAUCAAGUCACAGACCUGCUGCAACGCUACAUGAAGCGUGUCAAGAUGGCACAAGAGUUCAAUAAAGAAGAAGUCCUGCACUGGUUCGUUGACAAAGAGGUCGACCCAAAGAGCAACAAGCGUGUCGUGUGGACAUACGUCGUCGAAGACGCCAACAAGAAGAUCACCGACUUCUUCAGCUUUUACAGCCUCGAAAGCUCUGUGAUUCAUAACGCUAGUCACCAGAGCACAAUCCGUGCUGCCUACCUCUUCUACUACGCCACCGAAAGUGCCUUUGAAAAACAAAAUGACGAGGAUGAUGUCCUCAAGGCUCGUCUCAACUUGCUGGUCAAGGACGCCUUGAUUCUCGCCAAACAGAAGUUCGGCCCUGGAGAUGGACAAUUGCACUACUACCUCUUCAACUACCGUACCGCUGACCUGCCUUCUGGUGUCGACGCCAAGAACCAAGUCGAUGCCAGACAGCGUGGCGGUGUGGGUGUUGUCAUGUUGUAG
Aureobasidium musti is the source of this 1608-nucleotide messenger RNA. The record is from the annotation of a GenBank genome assembly. NCBI's taxonomy places the organism in Eukaryota, Fungi, Ascomycota, Dothideomycetes, Dothideales, Saccotheciaceae.